AAAUUAUUCAACUUUGAGAGAAGCACAACCAAAUCUUCCAAGGCAGCAUCAAAUUGCACUCGAUCUCGUCGGCCAUCAAUAAUGGCGGAAGUUGCUGUGUCCAUCGCCAUGGAAAGAAUCAGCAAUCUGUUGAUUGAAGAAGCCAAGUUUUUACGCGGAGUGAGAGGUCAAGUGGAGAAUCUUCAAACAGAGCUCAAACGAAUGCAGAGUUUCCUGAGAGAUGCCGAUAACAUUCAGUACGCAGACAAUAGGGUUCGUAAUUGGAUUGGGGAAAUCAGGGAGCUCGCUUACAAAGCAGAGAACGUCCUCGAUGCUUUUGUCCUCAAAGUUGCAUCUAGGAGUAGCCGAACCGGAGGCUUGCGUAAGAUGGCGCGAAGGUUUGUUUGCAUCAUCAACGAAGGUAUAAACCUUCACAAGGUUGGAGUGGAGAUUGGUGAGAUCAAAGUCAAGAUCGCUAAUCUCACUACCAGUCUAGAUACUUACGGUGUUAAUCGUUUAAGGGACAGUGAAGGCUCAAAUUCUGUGCACAACACACAAUUCUUACUUCGACGGACAUAUUCCCACAAUAUUGAAGAGGAUUUUGUUGGAUUUAAAGAAAAUAUAAGCAAACUGGUAGCACAACUGAUGCGUGAUGAUAACCAAUGUAGAGUUGUUUCAAUUUGUGGCAUGGGCGGGCUAGGAAAGACCACUCUUGCUCGAGAGGUUUAUCAUCACCAGACCAUUAGGCAUCAUUUUGACAGGUUUGGAUGGACUACCAUUUCACAACAAUGGAGAAAACAGGAUGUCUUGCAAAGACUCUUAACCGGCCUGAUGCCUGAGAAGAAGGGAAAAAUUAAGAGCAUGAGAGACGAAGAGUUGGUUGGGCAACUGUUUAAAAUCCAGAAGAAUAGAAAAUGCUUGGUGGUUCUUGAUGACGUAUGGUCAAGUGAGGUUUGGCACAUCAUAAAGUUUGCAUUCCCAAGUCAAAAGACAGGAAGUAAAAUACUGCUUACUAGUCGUUAUAGGAAUGUGGUUGAAGGUAUAGAUCCGUUUGGCUUCAUUCAUGAACCACGAUUUUUUGAUGAUAAAGAUAGCUGGGAGUUAUUGCGCAAGAAAGCAUUUCCAAGAUCAUCUGAGGAUCCGGAUUCUCAAAUUGAUGCAAAGAUGGAAGAGUUAGGAAUGAAAAUGGCAAGACAAUGCGGGGGCUUACCACUUGCCAUUGUUGUGCUUGGGGGUCUUCUAGCAACAAAAUAUACCUUGAGCGAGUGGCAAAAGGUGUAUGAAAAUGUUGAUUCACAUCGAAUGAGUAAAGGUAAAUUCUAUGGAGAAGAACAAUAUGGAAGAAUAUUAGGGGUGUUAAGUUUAAGUUAUCACGAAUUGCCUUAUCAGCUAAAAGCAUGUUUUCUUUAUUUGGGACACUAUCCAGAGGAUUUUGAAAUAGAAGUAGAGAAAUUAUGUCAAUUAUGGAUAUCUGAAGGUUUUGUACCAGAGUCAAAGGAGCAUCAAAAAACCAGAGAUGAAGAAACAAGUAUGGAUGUGGCAAUACAUUACUUGAGUGAGCUUGCCCAAAGGUAUAUGGUUCAAGUGACACUAGAAGAGGAUUACCCAACAUUCAUAAAACGUACAAGGUUCAAAUCUCAUUCAACAUGUCGAGUCCAUGAUCUCGUUCGAGAUUUAUGUUUGUCGAAGGCAAAAGAAGAGAAUUUUAUUGAGAUCAAUGAUUAUAGACAUUCAAAUCAACAAGUGCAACCCUCUUUUUCCUAUAUGGAUGCAUCAUUGACUAGCAGUAGUGGUAGUAAUGCAAUACACAGACUUAUUAACUAUUUGGAUUAUGAUACAAAUAUUAAUCGUCUUGGACAAGAAAAGAGGAUUCAAGGGACAAGGACGAUUAAAUUCUUAUUCUUUGGUGAGGGGAGUCAAUUGCAAGUAAUCCAUCUUUGCAUGGAUUUCAAAUUUUUGAGAGUUCUAGAUCUUGAGUAUAUGCAAUGUCCUUAUGUUUAUCGACAAGUGUUACCAAAAGAAAUAGGAAAUCUAAUUCUUUUGAGGUACUUGGGAUUAAGAAAUACUAAUUUCAACGAGUUGCCAUCAUCAGUGGGGAACCUAAAAUAUUUGCAAACACUUGACUUGCAAACUGGUUCGAAUAUUACAGUGCCAAAUGUGUUAUGGAAGAUGGAAGGAUUGAUGCAUCUUUAUCUUCCUAGCCCUAACCUUUUAAAUACAAAAGGUAAGUUGCGAAUAGAUGGUCUAAGCAAAUUGGAAACUUUAGUAAACUUUACCUCAGAUAAGGUUGACGCCAAAGGGCUCUUCAAGUUAUCUAAUCUCAAGGCACUAUCUGACGCAUACUUGAAUGUAAAACAUGAUGAUGACCUAGCAAUGAUCAACAACUACUUUUUUCACCACAAGCAUCUACUGCAAUUUGCAUCGUUUGAAGUUCAAAUUGAUGAUUCUUGUAAGGAUGAAAGUAUAAGCCUCCUACGAAAAUUUGUCACAUAUGAUCGACUUGGUGACUUGACGAUACGAGGAAUCAUUGUUGGUAAGCUAUCAGACUAUCUGUCAUCUUCAUCCCUUGUGAAUCUUGUGAAUUUAUCCAUGAUGAACUCUCUACUUGAGGACGAUCCUAUGCCAAUUUUGGAGAUGCUGCCUAACUUAAGGUCGCUCGUUUUGCAUAAUGCUUUUGUGGGAAAGGAAGUUUUUUGCUCAAUUGGUGGUUUUCCUCAUCUCCAAUAUCUUUCCCUAUGCUAUAUAGACAAUUUAGAAGAAUGGAGAGUGGAGGAGGGAGCCAUGCCUAAUCUCUCUGAGUUACAGAUUACUUCAUGCAAGGAGUUGAAGAAGAUUCCUGAUGGACUAAAAUUCAUCUCCAACUUGAAGUCUCUAGUAUUUAAAUUCAUGCCUGCAGCAUUCCAAGAUAGGGUUCGAGUAGAAAAUGAGAACGAAGGGGAAGAUUUUCACAUAGUUCAACACAUCUGUAGAAUUGAGUUUUAUGAUUGCGAUGUCGAGAUGGUGGAUUUAACUGAUGCCAUUAUAUUCAACUAGCCGUGUUCCCCACAAAGACAGUGAGGUGCUUGUGGGUUUAAAUGGACAUCAGAGACAAGGAGGAGGUCUAGACAUUGUGGUUGUUCUGGCCAUGACAACAUGUCUUAUCUGAUGUUGGGAAGGCUGUCUUACUGUUUGGAUAAUUGUUAUUUUUCUUUAAAAUCGGAGCCAUUGUACUCUUCGGAAUUUGGCUUCCCGUGUGCCCCAUUUCCUGCUUUUUGACAGAAUAGUAUGGUUUUUGUUAUGAUUUCAUAAAGUCUAAAAUGGUCUCUUGUUCAUCUGGAA
Molecule: messenger RNA, 3297 nt
Organism: Diospyros lotus (date-plum)
Lineage: Eukaryota; Viridiplantae; Streptophyta; Magnoliopsida; Ericales; Ebenaceae
Product: putative disease resistance protein At1g50180
Exons: 3
Coding region: 82-3012 (976 amino acids)
Biological process (GO): defense response to other organism
Molecular function (GO): ADP binding
Source: RefSeq, a predicted model, not a curated record